GAAAAGAAAGGGUCGGCGAAAGGAGCAACAACCCGAGUAAGACAAUGGAGGACGACACUAAUGCUGGAAAGAAAGAAGAGGAGGAAUUCAACACAGGCCCUCUCUCUGUUUUGAUGAUGAGUGUCAAAAACAAUACUCAGGUGCUCAUUAAUUGCCGGAACAACAAGAAGCUACUUGGCCGUGUGAGAGCAUUUGAUCGCCAUUGUAACAUGGUUCUCGAAAAUGUUAGGGAAAUGUGGACUGAGAUACCCAAGACUGGUAAAGGCAAGAAGAAAGCUCUUCCCAUCAACAAGGAUAGAUUCAUCAGUAAGAUGUUCCUUCGAGGGGACUCUGUCAUCAUUGUUCUGAGGAAUCCCAAGUGAGGUCCAAGUUUUCUCUUUUGAUGAGUAGGCACCUCAUACGUGUAAUGCAGCUGUGAGCUGGGUCUGUCUUUACUAAUGCGACUCAAAGGUUUACUGUCUACCUUUCUUGUGGGAUGAUUUGUACCUUUUGACUUGCAUAUGACUUUGUUACUGGAAUUAGAUUGAGGCUUUUGACUGCUUGCUUGAUUCUCAAGCUCCUUACAAAUUUUGUACAUGGUGUACUUUUGGCUGUCUUCAUGGUAAGGGAUAUACGCUGGAUCAAGGAUGGCCAUGAUACAGUUCUUUCAUGGUUUUGCAGUUGCAAAGAGGUUAAGGGAACUGUCACCAGCUAUGAACUAUGCCUUUAAAU
Phoenix dactylifera (date palm) is the source of this 711-nucleotide messenger RNA. RefSeq lists its product as uncharacterized. NCBI's taxonomy places the organism in Eukaryota, Viridiplantae, Streptophyta, Magnoliopsida, Arecales, Arecaceae. Gene Ontology annotation, cellular component: small nuclear ribonucleoprotein complex. Gene Ontology annotation, biological process: RNA splicing. The record is from RefSeq and is a predicted model, not a curated record. Gene Ontology annotation, molecular function: RNA binding.